Messenger RNA from Cylicocyclus nassatus, 2788 nucleotides. Lineage: Eukaryota; Metazoa; Nematoda; Chromadorea; Rhabditida; Strongylidae. The record is from the annotation of a GenBank genome assembly.
GGGCUUUCGAGUCAGGAAAGUAUGUUGAUUGAAAGAUGGACUUUUUUGAUGAUCAGAUCUGGGGGUAAUGACACAUACUGAAGAAGGCUCGCGAUCUCGGCGCGAUCAUUCGUCCGAGUUAGACUCUGAAUCCAUAAAACAGUUGCUCGAAGAUGGAGAAUUGGACACAUUGCGCUGGGAGGACGAUGACAUAUCGCUACGAUCGGCAGCAUCCAACAGUCGCUUACCAUACGACAAGCUAACCGCUCAAGAGUUGGUCCAUUUUCCUGAUGCUUCGGAUUCAAAGGCAUCUACGAACUUGUACCUGUUUAUCAGAAACAAAAUACUUCAACUGUGGCUUCUGGAACCUAAUGUGGAGCUUACCAGUGAAGAUGCUAUCGAUCAACUCCCAAUUCCUUUCAAUAGCGACCGUCGAUUUGUUCGUCGAAUUCAUGGCUUUCUCCAAAGAUAUGGUUUUAUCAAUUAUGGCAACUUCCAUCGGUUAGCUUCAGCUCUUGUAUUGACUUCGAAGCGAAAAAAAGUCAUUAUCAUUGGUGCUGGUGCUGCUGGCAUCGCUGCUAUGAAACAAUUACAUUUUUUCGGCUUCGAUGUAGUGUUACUGGAAGCAAGAAAAAGGCUUGGUGGUCGCGUUCAUACUUACCAUCAAAAAGAUUCGAGUGUAGUCGCCGAUCUUGGAGCGAUGGUUGUUACAGGAAUUAAUGGGAACCCUAUUGUAACGAUGAUGCGACAGACCCAGUGUACUCCUGUUCGUAUCACACCAGAUUGUCCCAUUUUUGAUGAAUAUGGAAAACUAGUGGAUCAAAGAAAAGACGAGCUGGUGGCUGAAGCCUUCAAAAAAAUUGGCGAUACUGCUUCGUACAUUGCGCAUACGUUGGGUGUGACUGAAGUGAAUGGAAAGAACCUGAGCAUAGCUGAUGCUUACAAUGAGAUCCUUGAAAUGUUGGAAUUACGAAUGCAAAGGAGGCGUCUCAAGUACUGGCAGAUCUAUGAGGAGAUACUAGAAAAGAUGAAGCAGGUUCAAUACGAGAUCACUUUGUAUAAGAAAAGUGCAGAAUUCUUGGCGGAAAAGUUGAAGUCCUGGGAUGGAAGCUUGUAUCACACACUAGAUUCUGAUUCGCGUCUUGAGCAAGAUAUACUUCGUCGCUGCUAUAAGCGCGAUCUUGGAGAGGCUAUAAAGCGUUACGAUGCAGCCCGCGAUCGUUUCCGUAAUUUGGAAACUACGCUACGUAAUCUCAAGAAACAAGAACCCAGUGAAGUUUACAUGAAUCAGAGAGAUCGACGUCUGUUAGAUUUUCACUUCGCCAACUUAGAGUACGUCAGUGGAGGCACACUUGACAAGCUCUCUUUACAGCAUUUUGAUCAAGAUGAUGAAUUCCAGUUUACUGGCUCGCAUAUGGCAAUUCGCGAUGGCUAUGGUGAUUUCUUGACGAGGUUGGUGACUAGCGAUAUUGCUAGUGAUAUCAAGCAGAAUGCUGUUGUGGAGGAAAUCACAUACAAUGAGAAAGGAGUCGAAGUAAAGUACAAAACAGACGAGAUCACGGAGACUGUAGAAGGUGAUGUAUGUCUGUGCACUAUACCGUUAGGGGUUUUGAAGCGCUCAGUGACUGGAUGCUCGGAUGCGCCCAAAUUUGAGCCACCUUUGCCAGAGAAUACUGUGAAUGCUGUUCUCGAAAUGGGUUUUGGCAACUUCAACAAGGUUGUGCUGAUCUUUUCCCGUCCAUUCUGGGAUGUGACGCAAAAUUACUUUGGCCAUCUCAACCAUUCUAGGGCUUCUCGUGGAGAGAUGUUCAUGUUCACAGCGCUUAGCAAAGCUCCAGUGCUGAUUGCGAUGAUGGCUGGAGAAGCAGCAAAUUUGGAAGCUCCUAAUGAGGUGAUCGUCCGGAAAGCUAUGAAUGUGCUGGCAAACAUUUUUGGUUCCGCUUGCCCGAAGGGACCGGUUGAAGCUGUCAUAACUCGAUGGCAUAAGGAUCCAUUCGCAUGUGGAGCAUACGCCUAUAUACCGUGUGGAAGUCAUGGUGAUCUUUGCGACAUACUAGCUGAACCUGUUCGUGCAAAGCUCGAAGACGGUUCAUAUAGUGGUAAAGAGCGCAUAUUUUUUGCUGGAGAGCACACGAGUGGACGCUACCCUGCGUCAGUCCAGGGCGCAUGGCUGAGUGGUAUCCGGGAAGCUGCCAGAAUUGCCGAUCUCUAUUUGGGUUGUCCGUUCUCAGCAUCAAGCGCUGCUGAUCCAGAAUGUGUCCUGCUCGAUAGUGAUGAUGAUGUGGAAAUGGUGGAUAAUAGCGCUGACAGUAGCGUGGAACCUCCGGCUCCUGCCCCUGCCGAAGUACCCAAUACCGAAGUAUCCAGUGCUGAGGCGACGGGUAAGGAAAAUGGCGGUUCACAUUCGGCAGAUGUAGAAAUGGAUAAUGGUGAGCCUGAAAGCAAACGUGCCAAGACCGAAGAACCAAGCGAGUAAAGCAUUAUCUCGUUCUUUUGUCCGAUUAUGUAUUUUUAGAUCUCAUAAGCCAAAUUAGGCAAAUGUAAGGUGCAAAUUCGUUCCUUCUUUUCUUUUCGCCAUUUAUGUGACGGUCAAUUAAGCAGUUAUAGUGCGAAACUGCCAUCGCGGCCCGUUUGUUUCGUUUUCUUUGUUCUCGCUAAUAUCUUUUGUGUUCGCUACAUUCUUUGUACUCUUCACUUUCGAUUUUGGCAAAAGUCCUUGACGACUGACCAUUUCCUUUGAUGUUGAUUGACAUUGCAUUUGAGAGUAAAUGUGGAAUCUAUCAAAAGCAUAGAAAAGCGCAAGAGUAGG